Geodia barretti is the source of this 1290-nucleotide messenger RNA. Lineage: Eukaryota; Metazoa; Porifera; Demospongiae; Tetractinellida; Geodiidae. The record is from the annotation of a GenBank genome assembly.
AUGAAAAAGGUCUGGUCGGAUGAGAACAAAUACCAGAAAUGGCUCGACGUAGAGCUGGCAGUGGCCGAGGCGUGGACGGAGGAGGGUGUUAUUCCCCUGGAAGACAUGGAACGGCUGCGUCCGGUCCAGUACAACCAUCAGCGAAUGAUGGAACUGUUCGAGACAACGCGGCACGAUGUCACUGCUUUUCUCAGCUCUAUAACGGAAGGCAUAGGCCCAGAGGGACGCUGGCUGCACUUGGGAAUGACUUCGUCCGACAUGCUGGAUACUGCCCAGAGCCUGCAGAUGGUGGAGGCCGGAGAACUGCUCCAACAGGAGUUGUCUCAAGCUAUCGAAACGCUGGAAAAACAGGCGGUGGCAUACAAGGACACCAUAAUGAUGGGCCGAACCCACGGUGUCCACGCCGAACCAAUGACUUUCGGUUUGAAGCUGGCCUUAUGGAGAGAGGAACUUAAGAGGCAGUUGGACCGCCUUCGGGAAGCUUGCGAAAGCAUUCGAGUUGGCAAGAUCUCCGGCGCCGUGGGCACUCAUGCCACCAUUCCUCCUGCCGUAGAAGACAAGGUGUGCCAACGGCUGGGUUUGGAAGUUGCGCCGGUAUCCAACCAGGUUAUCCAGCGUGACCGGUACGCACACUUCGUAACUACCCUGGCUCUUGUGGCGGCGUCAUUGGAGAAGUUCGCCACCGAGAUACGGUCCUUGCAGCGUACCGAAUUGCACGAGUUGGAAGAGCCCUUCGGCCAGGGACAGACCGGGUCAUCUUCCAUGCCCCACAAGCGCAAUCCGGAAUUGGCCGAGCGUAUUUGCGGACUGGCAAGACUUAUACGUGGGCACAGCGUAACCGCUCUGGAAAACGUAGCCCUGUGGGGAGAACGGGAUAUCAGCCACUCUUCUGCCGAACGCAUCAUUCUGCCUGACUCGUGCCUGGCAUUGGACUACAUACUUUCCAUUUUUACCCGAAUCGUGAAGGACCUAAGGGUGAAUUCCGACCGGAUGUGGGUCAACGUGGAGAGCAGCCGGGGCCUUGUCUUCAGCCAGAGAGUACUCCUGGCGUUGGUGGACAAGGGAAUGGCCAGGGAGGCUGCAUACAAGGUAGUCCAGCGAAAUGCCAUGCGCAGUUGGGACUUUGGAGAGGAUUUUCGCGAAUUGCUGCGCUCCGACCGUGAAGCUCAGGAAUGGCUCCCUGGCAGCAAUAUGGAAGAGUUGUUCGAUUACGGCUAUUACACCAGGUACGUGGAUGACACUUUCAAGCGAAUUGGCCUGCUCCCACUAGAGAUUGCUGCUCAAGUCUGA